AUGACGUCGGUUGGCGUGGCACCAUCUUCGGGUUUUAGAGAAGCAAGUGGUCAUGGUGAAAUUGGUGUUGAUGUAUUGCCGGAGGAAAUGAAUGAUAUGAAAAUUAGGGAUGAUAGGGAAAUGGAAGCUACUGUUGUUGACAGCGGCAAUGGAACGGAGACUGGACAUAUCAUUGUGACUACUAUUGGCGGUAGAAAUGGUCAGCCAAAGCAGACUAUAAGCUAUAUGGCAGAGCGUGUUGUAGGACAUGGAUCAUUUGGAGUUGUCUUCCAGGCUAAGUGCUUGGAAACAGGUGAAACUGUGGCUAUCAAAAAGGUUCUUCAAGACAAGAGGUACAAGAACCGGGAAUUGCAAACAAUGCGCCUUCUUGAUCACCCAAAUGUUGUCUCUUUAAAGCAUUGUUUCUUUUCAACCACUGAAAAGGAUGAACUAUACCUUAAUUUGGUACUUGAGUAUGUUCCUGAAACGGUUCAUCGUGUCAUUAAGCAUUACAACAAGUUGAACCAAAGGAUGCCAAUGAUUUAUGUGAAGCUCUAUACAUACCAGAUCUUUAGGGCAUUAUCUUAUAUUCAUCGUUGUAUCGGAGUCUGCCAUCGAGAUAUCAAACCUCAAAAUCUAUUGGUCAAUCCACACACCCACCAGGUUAAAUUAUGUGACUUUGGAAGUGCAAAAGUCUUGGUUAAAGGCGAACCAAAUAUAUCGUAUAUAUGUUCAAGAUAUUACAGGGCACCUGAGCUUAUUUUUGGAGCAACUGAAUAUACUACAGCUAUUGAUGUCUGGUCUGUUGGUUGUGUUUUGGCUGAACUGCUGCUUGGACAGCCGUUGUUUCCUGGUGAGAGUGGAGUUGAUCAGCUCGUUGAGAUCAUCAAGGUUCUGGGAACUCCGACUAGAGAAGAGAUUAAAUGCAUGAAUCCUAAUUAUACAGAAUUUAAAUUCCCUCAAAUCAAAGCACAUCCAUGGCACAAGAUCUUUCAUAAGCGCAUGCCUCCAGAAGCUGUUGAUUUGGUAUCAAGAUUAUUACAAUACUCCCCAAAUCUACGGUGCCAAGCUUUAGAUGCCUUAACCCAUCCUUUCUUUGAUGAGCUUCGUGAACCUAACGCUCGCUUGCCAACUGGCCGUUUCCUUCCACCACUAUUUAACUUCAAACCUCACGAACUGAAAGGAGUCCCACUUGAGACCUUGGUGAAAUUGGUUCCGGAGCAUGCGAGGAAGCAAUGCCCGUUUCUUGGACUGUAA
Lathyrus sativus (Indian pea) is the source of this 1236-nucleotide messenger RNA. Lineage: Eukaryota; Viridiplantae; Streptophyta; Magnoliopsida; Fabales; Fabaceae. The record is from the annotation of a GenBank genome assembly.